Lymnaea stagnalis (great pond snail) is the source of this 10026-nucleotide messenger RNA. The record is from the annotation of a GenBank genome assembly. Lineage: Eukaryota; Metazoa; Mollusca; Gastropoda; Lymnaeidae.
CCUGCUUUUCUCAACAAUGUUUGGGUUUAACAAAAAAAAAGUCAAUCCAGAUUCUGAAUCGGCAAAUCUAGGAUACGCCAAAGUUUGAUGGAUCAAAAUGUGUGUGUGCGUGUGUGCACAACUGGGUACCACAUUUCAGCAGAUGACACCCAGUUUUAACGGACAACCACUAAAUUCUGUCCCGGUCGUAUAGGUGUAUAGAAGGCGCUGCACUUGAAUAUCUUCAAAAACUGAUUUCUGAACGUGUAUCCGUACAGAACGUGCGCUGUUCCACUCCAGUUCUUACUGGGAGUUCCCAGUGUGGAUGGACACAGAAAGAAGUCAAACAAAGUGCGAACGUAUGAAGUUAUCGCGCUUAAAUUAUAGGAACACUUCUUUUUUAAAAUCGGCCGGGUCAAAGGUGGGUUGGAAAAAGCAGAAGAAAAGAAGGAGAUUUCCAAAACGGAUUUAACUGUGAGCCGCAACCUGUUACCGCGUCAGGAAAUUGACAAGAAUGACAACGAAAUAACACAACGGCAUUUACGCCCAUGUGUAGAAAUGAUAAUUUUGUUUACCCUCCACCCCCCCAGUCCCUUCAGAUCAACUACCACAAAGCUUGCCUGCGUGGUAACAACACAUCGUACAUAAGCCCUGCACACAGGCACACAGCACGCCACUUAUUCACUCAGCAGCAGAAUACAAUAACCACACUACGGGAUAUCGAUACUCCGUUACACUUAAAAGCACGAUGCGAACGGUAAUCGACUCCUGUAACCCAUCCCGCAGUUGCUAUUGUUUACUGUGGUUAACAUUAAAAUGGUAAAUGGCUUUAAAAAGAAUAUUGGUUACUGUGGUUAAAAUUAAAAAAGUAAAAGGCUUUAAAAAAAAACUUUCAUUUAAAAAAAAAAAAAAAAAAAAAUUAAAAUUAAAAAUCCAAGGGUUUGUGAAGCACUGGCGAUUCCGUGGAAGAGCUCCGACUGCGAUGUGAUGACUUGAAGUCCAACCAGUGACUCACACCUCACCAGACACGAGACGUUAUCGGCAGGUCAAAAACACCUUAGUCCGUAUCUGCUUUUCAAGGUCCAACUGUUCCAGGUAUAUAAGGCCGUGACAGGCAAUGACAGCCCACCUUCUAUCGGGGCCUUACUGACUUUCAGGUAAGUUUCGUUGUUUUUUGUUUUUUUAAGCGUCCUCCUGUGCCUUGCGUCAUCGCCGGUGAAAAAAAAAGUUAAUGUCGGUUUCAGUUGGCCUCUAGGAAAGCAUAAGAACACAGUUCUUGCGUCAUAAUUAAUAAGACAAAAAAAAAAAAAAAAAACAUACUAUUAUUAUUUAUCUUUUUAUUUUUNCUUUAAAUCAAAUGCUUUAUUUCCGUGUCCGAGUAUUCUAGUGAUUGAAAAGUAAUUUAUUUAUUUUAUUUUAUUUAUUUAUUUAUUUUUUUUGGGGUGGGGUGGGGGGGGGGGCGCCUUUUGUUUAUUUCUUUAUUGUUGCGACUUAUUUGGUUGAUGUUAUAUUUUGUUGUUGUUCUUUUUUUUUUUGGGGCGGGGGUAUUGGUUGUUGAUGGUACUGUGAAGUAAUCACGGCUUCCUUACACCUGUUACUUGAUAUUUUCAUUAGUAAUAACUACAUUAGUACCGCCCUUAUUUAACACAGAAAUCCUCAGCAUGGAUAUUUGUCAUAACUACAUUAGUACCACCCUUAUUUAACACAGUCAUCCCCAGCAUGGACAUUUGUCAUAACUACAUUAGUACCACCCUUAUUUAACACAGUCAUCCCCAGCAUGGAUAUUUGUCAUAACUACAUUAGUACCACCUUUAUUUAACACAGUCAUUCCCAGCAUGGACAUUUGUAAUAACUACAUUAGUACCAUCCUUAUUUAACACAGUCAUUCCAAGCAUGGACAUUUGUCAUAACUACAUUAGUACCACCUUUAUUUAACACAUUCAUUCACAGCAUGGACAUUUGUAAUAACUACAUUCGUACCACCCUUAUUUAACACAGUCAUCCCCAGCAUGGACAUUUGUCAUAACUACAUUAGUACCACCUUUAUUUAACACAUUCAUUCACAGCAUGGACAUUUGUAAUAACUACAUUAGUACCACCCUUAUUUAACACAGUCAUUUCCAGCAUGGACAUUUGUCAUAACUACAUUAGUACCACCCUUAUUUACCACAGUCAUUUCCAGCAUGGACAUUUGUCAUAACUACAUUAGUAUCACCCUUAUUUAACACAGACAUCCCCAGUAUGGACAUGUGUCAUAACUGCAAGAGUGCCUCCUUCACUUAAAACAGACAAUGUUUUACUAAAUUGUAUCUCAGUGUUAUAGAUAACUUUAAGAUAAUCCCAAAAAUACAUGUCAAGCUGCUUAGAAUUAGAAUAAAUUGUCUAUUUUUAAAGCACUGUCUACUGAUUGCAUAAUGUAAGACAAGGGCCAAAGAUGUCUGAAGUUAACACAAUGGCCGAAAAUGUCUAAGUUAACUUAUACAGCCUAAUUCAAAAGUUUAACAGGCUAUCGUUAAUUUUCACUUCAUUCGUCAUGAAACCAUUCUCCCUUCUGUCUUUCCCCAGAUUUUUUUGUCUUUUCCUCUCAACCGUCACUCUCAAAAUCAAAAUGGACUCCGGAUUCUUCGGCACAUGGGAAGUCGACAACUCAAAGACAACUGGUUUGGAGGAGUUUGGCAAGGUCAUGGGUGAGUCAUCCACUUCAUAAUCAUCUCCCACUUCAUAAUCAUCUUCCACUUAAAAAUUAUCUCCCACAUCAUAAUCAUCUUCUACUUCAUAAUCAUCUUACAUUUCAUAAUUAUCUCCCACUUUAUAAUCAUCUUCCCCUUAACAAUUAUCUCCCACAGCAUAAUCAUCUCCUACUUCAUAAUCAUCUCACAUUUCAUAUUUAUCUCCCACUUCAUAAUCAUCUAACAUUUCAUAAGUAUCUCCCACUUCAUAAUCAUCUCACAUUUCAUAAUUAUCUCCCAAUUCAUAAUCAUCUCCCACUUCAUAAUCAUCUCACAUUUCAUAAUCAUCUCCCACUUCAUAAUCAUCUCCCUUGCACUCUAAAACACAGGGAUUUAAAAAAGUCACAUGUCAAAACUAGGCACUAAUGACUGUGUCAGCGACAGUUCACACCAUCAAAUACCUUUCAAAUUAGCCUCAAAUUUGGCGUCGCAUUUUUGCAUGAGCGCACUAUUUUAUGCGUGGGUUUUUUGGGGGACAAAAAUGAGAAUUUGAUCAAAUCAAUGUUAUGACAAGGCUUCAUAGAAAAAUGUAUGAAUGAAAAUUUGACGCGAAAUUGAUCGUGUGCACUGAGCCAAAUGGUAAAAAAAAAAAAAAAAAAAAAAAAAAGGUGGAAGGGGAAAAAAAAUGGGGGUAGGCGUAAUGUAUGUUUGUUUUCAAGUGUUCGUUUGUGGAGGGGCAUGGCUAUGGGCAUGGCUAUGGGCAUGGUUAUGGGCAUGGUUAUGGGCAUGGCUAUGGGCAUGGUUAUGGGCAUGGUUAUGGGCAUGGAAAUGGGCAUGGUUAUGGGGGAAUAACCUUAAUUUCGCACUGUUAACUUUGACUUGUGCGCCUGGCGUAAACAUUGGUCAUGAUUGAAAUGUGGAUCUUAUUAAAUUGAGAUAUAGGUCUGGGCGGUUAGUUCAGUUCGGUUAACUACCAAAAUAAAAUCAGAACUAAAGUACUUCAAAUAAAAUGACUGAAAGGUAAUGGUUUUUCAUAUUGAAGACUACAGGAAAUGCAUUAGUUUCGUCUGUUUCUGAUUAAAAUAAUUGUGGCGCCUUUAUAAGCAUGUCACACUUCUUAAAGAUGUCAUUGACUGUGGCAUGCCUGGCUUGUGGCAGUAAAAACGGUGUCUUGUAUAGCUUUGGUUGUGACAGCAAGAUUCAUGACUGCUGGCUUAGGUAGUGACAGCAAGAACCAAGGCUAUUGGAUUGGCUAGUGACAGCCCUAACCAAGGCCACUGAGGUGGCUAGUAGCAAAUACCAAGGCUAUUGGAUCGGCUAGUGACAGCAAGAACCAAGUCUACGGAAUUGGCUAGGGAUAGCACUAACCAAGGCUAAUGCAUGGCUAGUAACAACCCUAAUUAAGGCUAUUUCCUUGGCUAGUGACAGCAAGAGCAACGGUUAUUGGCUAGCUAGUGACAGCACUAACCACAGCUUUUGGGUUGGCUAGUGGCAGCAAGAAAAACGGCUAUUCUCUUGGCUAGUGACAGCAAGAACAACGGUUAUUCGCCCGGCUGAUGACAGCAGUAGCCCUGCAGCCAAACACGAUCUAGUCCAUCUGGCUAAGCCCCUUGUACACAUGCCCAUGGGGUAACAGCAGGCGCAUUUCCCACAUUCCUGACUGGUGGCCCCAUGUUUCACGACCGCACUUCUAGUACUUAACAGCAUGAGCCACUUCCUUGUUGUCUUCCUGUGUAGGUUGACAGCACGAAGACAUCAAUUACGGCUUGGGAUGUAAUAAUAAUAAUACUUAAGUAAUAACAAAUGGAUUCAGAACUUUUCAAAAAUAGCAUUAAAAAAAUAUGUACAUUAAUUUGAACAAAAAGGGGUGUGUGUUUAAAUUGGCCGGGGGGGGGGGGGGGGGGGGAAAAAAAUUUAACAGGACAGUCUCUAAUUUAGAAUUAAGGAAAUAAAUGUAUUCUGUGGUUAAGGGGAAUUUCUGUUUGAAUUAUGGAAACACAACAUAAUUUUCAAAAAUAGCAUUAAAAAAAUAUGUACAUUAAUUUGAACAAAAAGGGGUGUGUGUUUAAAUUGGCCGGGGGGGGGGGGGGGGGAGUAAAAAAAUUUAACAUGACAGUCUCUAAUUUUGAAUUAAGGAAAUACAUGUAUUCUGUGGUUAAGGGGAAUUUCUUGUUGGAUUAUGGAAACACAACAUAAAUAGGGUCAGUUUUACAAUUGAUUGAGACCGCGUCACGGUUCACUUUAAAAAUCUACAUACUACUUACGUCAUAUGUAUCUGGAUAUAUUUAUGAGUGUGUGUUUAGUUUAAGAAUUGUAUUUGAAGAUUGCGCGGUGCGGGGGGUAGUUUGGUUGGGAAAGGGGGGGGGGGCCUUAAAGAGUCCAACGUCUGGUUCAUCCUUCAGGACCGUUAACCUUUUAUCAACGUGACGAGUUCACGCUUGCCUUUCUGGUGACGAUUUGCCUGCACUUAGCGCAACGACCUUCUCUCUUUGUGUGUGCUGACACUGAUAGGAAGAUGAUACGUCGUCCUUAUAAGUGCUUCUCCACUCUGCUAUCCUGGUGUUGUAGUGGUCCGCUUUUCAGGACAUCCUUGCCUAAACUUGCAAAAUUUUCUGGGUUGGGGGCUGGUGGUUCUUUGCGGGGCCGGCGUGUACAAUAAUGUAAUAACACAUUCUGCUCAGUUGAGAAAAAAUAAAGUAGGCCCUGAUCACGAUACCAUCUGUGUACUUUGGGGCCACACCACAUACUUUCAAAUUCACAUACUACCGGGAAAAGUGGGGGGGGGGGGGUUGUCUCAUGCCUUGUCACAAGAACUCAUCCCGUUUGUAUGGUGGGAGCACAGCCUGGAUAAGUGAACGGUUCCCGUUGAAAGAGUUGUUCAGCUUAAACGACACGUCUCACAUAAACCCUUAUAAUAUCAGUUACGUUAAUAUCAAUUUGCAGUUUGAGCACCCCUGAGCUAUCCACAGGGACCUGGCUACACCAGAGGUUUAAAAGAGAAGAAAUUUGUUGUUAAAACAAACACACAAUAAAAAAUUUUUUCCAAAAAAAGCGUCAGCAGCAACAUAAUGGGGUAAAAUUUGUUUCUUUUGGGACUUUGGCUAAAGAUUUGUUGGGCCAAUUUAAACCCUUGAGAACAGAAUCCCUUGUAGCUCGACCAAACUUAAAAUGAGAUUACAAAUUGGUUUCACUUAAGUUAAACUGAAACAUCUUAAAUGUCUCAAAUGCUGUUUAGAGGGGGGUGGGUCAUUUUUUUUUUAAACUGGUGGAUUGUCUGAUUGAUUACGUCCAAUUCAUCUGUCACACCAAUCAACUGACAUCGCUAUCAGAGUUAUAUCACAAAGCAUUAUCAUUUUUGUAACUUUCCCACUACUUGACCUAGAUAAACACACACACACACACACACACGCACGCACACACACGCACGCACACACACACAUCUGAGGUUCUAAAAUUGAAGGAAACCUUAGCGAAUAACGCAAAAUAAUUUGUUUCACCACUAUUGCAUCGUGCGCCAUUUAGUUAAACAAUGAAAUGUCUGGUAAUUAGAAAUGUAAUAGGUAAAUAUUGAAGUGCACACCAUAGACGCCAAAGAUCAGCGAACCCAAGUACUUUAGUACUAGUUCUAUCAGUUGAGCGUGGCCAGAUAACGUGUAAUCUGGCGUGGACCCCAGUGUUUUAUCUUACAUCCGGGCCACACGGAGAAACUCCCACUCGCCCGUGACAUAGUUAGCACGUGACCCCUCGUACCGGAAACACGUUGAGUGUAAGGACAGGGAGGCGUGCUAUGGUAAAGUCACCAGUGCACACUGCAGUUGAAAAGCAUUAAAAGCAAUACAAAAACAAAAUCUUCCCGAAAAAAUAUGAUUUACCUCUCAAUAAUUUGGAUCCCGCUGGUAUUUCCUUUGAUGUCUCGCCUCAAUCAACCCGUUGUGCAACAUCCCCACCCCCUCUCCCCCACCCCACCCCCAACUUUGUCUGAUCAUGGUGGAUUUUAAGGAAAGGGAACGUAUACCAAAAAAUCAAACAAAAUCGGGAAUCGAUCAUAUUGAAAUGAAAACCGUUUUUGAGUCCGUUACAACGGACUGAAUUGAUCAACCAUAACAAAAAAAUAUGAGAUCUGUCGUUUGAACUGACCAAUGAGAUUUGAUCUUUUUGAUCCGUUUACAACGGACUGAAUGAGAUUUGAUCUUUUACAACGAUCAUUUGACAGUGAGUUCCCCCACCUUGCAGUGUGUGCUUGCAAUAAGCUCUGAUGAUGGCUAUUCCUAUGCAGACCAUUGCAACCGACGUUAAUUAAUACUCCUCGUGUGGAACAAGACUUUACAAAACUGUUUCGUGUUGUUUUCUUUCUACUGGAUAUCAAGUCACCUUCGGAGGACUCUAUUUCGACAGAUUUCUUUUUUUACUAUGUUAUUGUUCGUCCGUCGAGGAUCGACGAGGACCAUCGAGUCGUCUGGUGACUGAUGACUUGCGCGGGUGACUUUUGUUUAAAGUGAAGAAGAACUGCGCGGCAUCUACCUCACUCUCUCGUCCGAGCCCACCAUAUCCAGUGGCAAGACUCUACGUCAAGACGACCAGGGAUGGGUUCGGUUGCAGGAAUUGUCAUUGUUUGCGCCUUACGGGAUUCCAACUCCGGGUUUGAAUUCAGAGUUUCCUUCUCUUAGAUGAGUUGCCGACCAAGGUUAACGAGUCUCAUCCACCCGGGGUGAUGUUUUUGCUUGACUGGCCUUUGGCUGGACUUGAACACCAGACCACCAACUUGAGGUUUGCUCAGUUUAGACAAGUUGGCCACCCAGUCACCCUUUUACUAUACACCAUUCUCCAUUUGUCAGACUCAAAUGUGUCCAGUCCUGUCACUCUUCGAACUUCAGUUCAAACACCCACCACAAUGAACAUGGUAUUUUUUUUUCAAUUGCAAAUAAAAUUGAUAUCAUUUUGUUUUCUUAUUAUAAACAAACUGUUUUUCCGUUUCACAUUUAGGCUUCUCAGAGGAAAAAAUCCAGAAAUACAAGGAACUCCAGUACUCGGUCACACUUAGCUUAGAUGGUGAAACCUACAAAAUUGUAAUCGACUUCAAGGGAAAAGUGCCCAACGCUACAUACGAACUGAAGCUCGGAGAAGAAGUCGACUACAAGUCUAUCGAUGGCUACACUGCCAAAGUAAGUGCGAGUACAAAUUAUUGGUGAGGGGGAAAAGAAAUACUAAAAAAUGUUUUAAAAUAUGAAAAACAAAUCUUCCCACACUGGUAGAAGCUUGUUACACUCGAGAUAUACAUGUAACUAUCGUGUGAUUAAACAUAGAGUAUGAUUAGCAUAAAAUAUGAUCACAUAAAUAAUGAUACUAUGGCCUUAAGUGUUCGGACUUACGUACGUAGACUCAACUGUUAAAAUCGCUUUUUUUCCUCAGACCUUUCUAAAUUUAAGGUAGAUAACUGAAUAAAAAUAAUUACCAUAGAUAUCGCUACUUGGUUAUCUGCCCAUUACUAAUCUAUGCUCGUCUGUGAUCAAAAUAACCUUGAUGAUACGUUUAAAUUUAUAAAGUCAUCUUCUAUCAUAAUUUCCUAACAGACAACUCAAUCACUUAACCCUCUAUCCCUCUACAUCUUACCCCCCCCACCCCAACAGUCAACCCAAUCACUCAACCAUUAAUCUCUAUACAUCUCCCCCCAAAAGUCAACCCAAUCACUCAACCAUUAGUCUCUGUACAUCUUUUCUCCCCAACAUUCAACCCAAUCACUCAACUGUUAAAUUCUAUACAUCUUUUCUCCCCAACAGUCAACCCAAUCACUCAACCAUUAAUCCCUGUACAUCUUUUCUCCCCAACAGUCAACCCAAUCACUCAACCAUUAAUCUCUAUACAUCUCCCCCCAAAAGUCAACCCAAUCACUCAACCAUUAGUCUCUGUACAUCUUUUCUCCCCAACAUUCAACCCAAUCACUCAACUGUUAAAUUCUAUACAUCUUUUCUCCCCAACAGUCAACCCAAUCACUCAACCAUUAAUCUCUAUACAUCUCCCCCCAAAAGUCAACCCAAUCACUCAACCAUUAGUCUCUGUACAUCUUUUCUCCCCAACAUUCAACCCAAUCACUCAACUGUUAAAUUCUAUACAUCUUUUCUCCCCAACAGUCAACCCAAUCCCUCAACCAUUAAUCUCUGUACAUCUUUUCUCCCCAACAGUCAACCCAAUCACUCAACCAUUAAUCUCUGUACAUCUUUUCUCCCCAACAGUCAACCCAAUCACUCAACCAUUAAUCUCUGUACAUCUUUUCUCCCCAACAUUCAACCCAAUCACUCAACUGUUAAAUUCUAUACAUCUUUUCUCCCCAACAGUCAACCCAAUCCCUCAACCAUUAAUCUCUGUACAUCUUUUCUCCCCAACAGUCAACCCAAUCACUCAACCAUUAAUCUCUGUACAUCUUCUCUCCUCAACAGUUGACCCUGUCAGUGGUCGAUGGCAAAUCAGUUGAGACAUACGUCUACGCCGAGAAGUCCUUGACCUGGACAGUCACCAGGACCGUGGAUGGUGACGUCAUGACAGCAGUAAGUACAACGUCAUUAUGGUCAGCUUCAAUUUAUUUUUUUUUAUUUUUUGGUGACCAUGGUUUUUGCUUCCUUAAAAAUCUGUUUAACUGAGCUCAAUUAUCGAUUGCUCAUUAAAAAUUACCAAAUUUUUGGCUAAAAUAAAAUGUCAUGAUGAUUUAUUAAUUUUUUUAAAAAGAAUGAUUUUCCCGGACAAAGAAUUAUAAGAAAUACCAUUUUAAAAAUAAGUUUACACUUACAUAAUUAGUGUACACAUUACAUUGAAAUUGUUCAUGACGACACGUCAACAAAACACUAAGGGGUGUGGGGUGAAACGUAUGACAUUUUGGCUCAUGGGGUGUGUGAGGAGAAAAUUGAUAUGUCAUGACAUCCCGCUUAGUGGUGACAGUCUAACCACUUUAAUUGGUGCGUGAUUUGACUCGUAACACGAUUAAGCCAGUUGAUAUUUGACACAAGGUGGUGUCUAGUGGUUGGCGCUGGAGGUAUUUGAUGCUUGUGGGAGUAUAAUUUGAGGCGCGUAUUUUUUGCCUAACUUGAGUGAAUGCUGCUGUGGCAAAAUCCUAAAAUACCCAGCUUACAACUCACGGACACAUAAGCACAUAGAUGAGUUGCCAUAACCAGCUUACAACUCACGGACACAUAUCACAUAGAUGAGUUGCCAUACCCAGCUUACAACUCAUGGACACAUAUCACAUAGAUGAGUUGCGAUACCCAGCUUACAACUCACGGACACAUAUCACAUAGAUGAGUUGCCAUACCCAGCUUACAACUCACGGACACAUAUCACAUAGAUGAGUUGCGAUACCCAGCUUACAACUCACGGACACAUAUCACAU